This is a messenger RNA of Schistosoma intercalatum, 2730 nucleotides long. The record is from the annotation of a GenBank genome assembly. NCBI's taxonomy places the organism in Eukaryota, Metazoa, Platyhelminthes, Trematoda, Strigeidida, Schistosomatidae.
AUGCGAAUAUCAAGAUUAUGUGGUUCUGCAAAUCACUGUGCACGGAUAUCAACACGCAAAACCAUUUUCGGUGAUGUGAGAGAAUCUCGUAUUGUUUUUUGUAUUGACACUUCUGGAAGUAUUUACAAAGUGUGGGAUCAGAUUUGCUCUCAUAUUGUCGAACAUUUGUGCAAGAUGGCUAUAAACAACAAAGCCUUGUAUUUUAAUGUUAUAACAUUCGAUGACUAUGUCAAGCGCUUCCGAACGAAGCUGGUAGUAGCUUCUUACAUAAAUAUACAGGAGUUAAAUAAGUGGUUAAGAAGUGUAUGUUUUGGGACUAGCUGUUAUGUCUUUCCUGCGUUAUUGGCGUCUUACUCGCAUGUGGAUGCGGAAUGUGUAUUACUAGUCACAGACGGUUUACUGACUAAGGAAUUUUAUGAGAUACAACAAUUAUCCACAGUUUGCAACUCACGUCCCCUCUAUUUAACUCUUUUAAUGAAUAAUAUAAAUCCAAAUAACAGAGUUAUUGAACUGGCUUCUAAAUUAUUGAUGAUGACGUGUUGUUCGAAGAGCAGACUGAAUGUUAUUACAAUUGCUGUGAGUGGAUGUUUUGUCCAGCUUUCACCAAUUGAAUGGAGUAUCAGAGUUCCUUCAAAACUUUAUGGAUGCCCGAAUUCGUGCUAUAAGUUUGUGGUUGACAGUCUACAAAAAUUUCCAAACGAAAUCACAGGUGGAAUAUGUCCUGUUAAAAAUCCACAAACACAUAAUUUGACAUCUCAAGAAGCCAUGAAAGAUAGUGCUUGUCAAGUUUCGAACCCUUCAAGUGAAAAACUAUUAACAGACAGUUCCAUUCACCUCCCUAAGAUUAAUGAACAGCAAGUUCAAAGAAGUAAAUUGCUUGAAAUGAAUGACUGUCAAACUCAGACAAUUUCUGGCACGUCAGAAGAAGUAACUACAACAGAUUCAAACCAGUUUAUUACCUCUUCAUCUCAUACAAUGUAUGGUGAAGGUCAUAAUCAUAACUGUAUGUGCAAUUCGUGUCUUGCAUAUGAAUGUUCAGAGGAACAUGCUGGUAAUAAAUUCAAACGAAGCAGAUAUCGUGUCGCUAGAUCUUUCAUAAAUGGUCGCUCACAACUUGAUUGGUGGGCUGAUGAUAUUCGAAUAGCUCCUUCAGCUGGUGCUUUACUUCUGGGUCAUACUGUUUUGGCUCCAAAGUAUAACGAGGGUAGUCGGUUAUUUAUGGGUACUGUACUUUCACAGGUAGAUUACUGCACGUUUAUUAUCUGCUUUGAAGACCCUAAUUCAAAAAUAAAACAUCGUGAAAAUAUUCAAGAAACUCAUGUACAUGAACUACUAUCAUAUUUGGAUUUUCAUCGUCACCCUGUUGAUGCAGGAGAUUUUGUUCUUGUACCUCAGUGUAUAUCUAAUUGCAAGGAAUUGAAUCAUUCACAAAAGCAUUAUCUUAUUCCUUAUUAUGUUGCGAAAGUUUUAUCUGGUUAUGAAUCGCGUUCAUCGAUUAGAAACGUGUCAGAUAAACCUGUAAUGGUGGAAUUUGUCAAACAAGGAAAUAGUGAAACGAUUCCAAGUACCAAUUUUAAAAUUCCAUUCAACACCGCUAUAUGGAUACCUAAUGAUUUAUUUCAAAAGAAUUUCUUAUCAAGUAAAAUCCAGUGGGAAUUUACUCCCACCGAAGAAACAAAUAUUUCAGAUGCACAAACAGGUUGCACUUUCCCAAAUGGUACCAAUACUACUAGAUUAACAAACAGUGCAGAAAUACCAAACACUGGGAUGGUCAAAUCAAAUGAAAAUAUAUUACGACCAUUCAAUCAGUUAGCUCCAUUUUCUGUCGGUGGUGUUAUUAGCAAAAACAACUACACUAAUAAUGAUAAUGGAGAAACGAAGAUGAAUUAUGCAUAUACUAAAGAUCAAUUGGACCAGUUGAAGAGUGAAUUUAUUGAUUCAGAUUAUGCUUCAAGUAUGGACGAAGGUGGUAGCAGUAGUAAUCAUCAAAGAAAGAAAAGCUGCAAGUCAGAGUCAAAUAUCUUGUCUGAAGCAUUUCAUGAUUUUCAUUCAGAUAUUGCAAGUCGAUUUGUAGAGAGAAAAAGUUGUGAUGCAUCGAAAGGAGUCGUCGGACGUUCAUACGCGGUUGCCUGCAGAAUAUACAAACAGGUGAAAGAUGUUGCAACAUAUAUAGAUCCAGAACUGCAAUAUGGUAAAAUGUAUAUUAAAUGGGUUAAAGACCAAGUUAAGCCUAUGAAUCGUCCAGAAUGGCGGUACUGGGGGGCUAAGCCUAUACCACAACUAACUGCACCUCCAACAUUUGAACCUUUCAAAGAUACGUUUGCCUGGAGUAGGUCAGAUGGUUUAAAAACUACAGGUAAUAUUCUACGUCCAGAGAUUCAUUUCAAUAAAUUUUCAUCUAAUCGAAAAUCAACUGAUCAUUACAAUUCAAGAAACGUAGGGUUGUGGUUGAUGGACUCUUCACUUUCGAAUAAGGGUAUAUUGAAAAAGCAAUACUCAAGUUGUUCUAGCUUACCGAGAUUAAACAAUAACCGAAAUGUUGGUAGUAGUAGCAGUAGUAGUAAGGAUAUAAAUCGAAACACUAUGGACAGUAUUCGAAAUCCGAUGGAUUAUGACAGUGUGUGCCAUUCAUUACAUGAUAAUCAUCAGUUGCAUAUUCUUGGAUGUGACAAUCAAACUAAACGAGCCGAUUUUCCUGCAAGAAUUCGACCUAAAUUAAAUCUUCAUUAA